Silurus meridionalis is the source of this 2663-nucleotide messenger RNA. RefSeq names its product myelin expression factor 2 (gene myef2). Gene Ontology annotation, biological process: regulation of mRNA stability involved in response to oxidative stress. Gene Ontology annotation, molecular function: mRNA binding. Gene Ontology annotation, cellular component: nucleus; cytoplasm; post-mRNA release spliceosomal complex. The transcript is spliced from 20 exons. Bases 1 to 2391 code for a protein of 796 amino acids. NCBI's taxonomy places the organism in Eukaryota, Metazoa, Chordata, Actinopteri, Siluriformes, Siluridae. The record is from RefSeq and is a predicted model, not a curated record.
AUGUAUGGAUUUGCCGCCAUACUUGCUAGCAAACAUCCAGGCAACGCUCGUCGACUUUUUCUGGGAUGGUCUGCACAGGAUUCCUCCAUCUGCCCAAGGAGGAAGGGGGGCAAGGGCUGGUUCAUCUAUAGGAUACGUAUAGGAUUCCAGUCCCUGUGCAUCGCUUACCAGCUCCUACACCACUGGAGGUCUACACUAACAGCAGAGGAGCAUGUUGAGCUGAAGGACUAUAAAAUCGGCAAGAGCGGUCUUGCAGAGGUGCAACCCUCUGCCCUGCUGGACAUCGCUCCUGACCUUGACGGGUGUGAGAGCCCCCUCCUGAAGUGCAGGGGUAAAGGGGAGAUGAACUUCAGGACAGUGAUGGGGAAGCUGCUCUACAGGGCCUCUAAACUUCCACAAAUAACACUGGAUCAUCAGUUGGAGAUUGCAAGACUCCGUGAGCUGGUGAACAUCGCAGGGACAGACCUGACACAAGGAGCAGACCUAGCAGCAGGUAUGGGACUCAGGUCCCUCUGCAUCGCUAACCAGCUCCUACAUCGCUGGAGGUCCACACUAACAGCAGAGGAGUGUGUUCAGCUGAGGAGGAAGAACCAUUUCCCCAGCUGGACAUUGCUCCUGACCUCGACAUGUGAGCGCCCCCUCCUGGAGUGCAGGGGUAAAGGGGAGACUGUGCAGCAGGAGUCAUGGCUGAGAACAACACCGAGCUCGGAGACGAGGUCAAACAGGAGGAAUUCGGUCGCGUCUCCCCUCCAAGAGGAUGCCGAGACGCCGCAAGACGACACGAACGGCGUCAAAACUGUGGGAAGCGAUACAGAGGAGAACCAGAGGGACAAGCCAGAGGGGAAGGAGAAGACCGGGGGCCGGAAGUCCAGUCGUUUUCACCCAUAUAAGGAGAGACACGGUGGUUCGGGAGACAAGAAGGCGUCUCAGCGCAACCGUGUGUUCAUCAGCAACAUUCCGUACGAUAUGAAGUGGCAGGCAAUUAAAGAUCUAAUGAGAGAGAAAGUUGGUGAGGUUACAUACGUGGAGCUGUUUAAGGAUGCUGAAGGAAAGUCCAGGGGCUGUGGGGUGGUUGAGUUCAAAGAUGAGGAGUUUGUAAAGAAAGCAAUGGAGAUGAUGAACAAACACGAUCUUAAUGGCCGACCCCUGAACAUUAAAGAGGAUCCUGAUGGAGAGCAUGCUCGGCGUGUGUUACAGCGAGGGGGAGGGGGAAGUGGAUACCCUGGGGGCAGGGGGCAUGAUGGUGGUCCAGGACAGGUUAACCUACCCCCCUCGAUCUCCAACAAUCCAAACAUUCCCCAUGACAUCAUCAGCGCUCUUCAGCAUGGCCGACUCGGUUCUACCGUGUUUGUCGCUAACCUGGACUUUAAGGUAGGCUGGAAGAAAUUGAAGGAGGUCUUCAGCAUGGCUGGAGUGGUGAAGAGAGCUGAUGUGAAGGAAGAUAAAGAUGGGAAAAGCAGAGGAAUGGGAACGGUUACCUUUGAACAGUCACUGGAGGCCGUGCAGGCCAUCUCCAUGUUUAAUGGUCAGAUGCUGUUUGACAGACAGAUGCACGUUAAAAUGGAUGAUAAGUCUUUGCCCCCUGAUGAUUUCUGCUCCAUUGAUAAAGCCCCUCAGUUGCCAAGAGGUCUGGGUGGUAUCGGCAUGGGUCUGGGUCCUGGUGGACAGCCAAUCAACACCAACCGUCUGAGUGGAGGAGGAAUGGGCUCCAUGGGUCCUGGAGGGAUGGAUGGAGGUGGCUUUGGAGGAAUGAACAGAAUGGGAGGAAUGGGUGGAGGAUUUGGAGGAAUGGAUGGUGUUGGGGUUGGUGGAUUUGGAGGUAGAGACAUGACUGCCAUGGGCAGGAUGGGAGAUAUGUACAGGUCCGGUAUGGGGAUGAUGGAUCGGGAUUUUGGACGCAGUGAUCUAGGCAUGAACAGAUCCUUUGGAGAUUCGUUUGGGGGACUGGGAAUGGGAGGUUACGGAGGAGGAAUUGGAAACUCGGGCAUGGGCCCAAUGGGGACAGGAUUAGGAGGUAUGGGUAGCAUGGGAAUGGACCGGAUGAGUGGAUUUGACAGAAUGGGCGGGAAUAUGGAAAUGAGUCGCAGCUUUGGCCAGUUCGGAGGCAGCUCGGGUCACAUGGGCGGAGACAGAGGGGUGGGGUCAAAGGGAGGAUGUCAGAUAUUUGUAAGAAAUCUUUCAUAUGACCUCACAUGGCAGAAGCUUAAGGAGAAGUUCAGCCAUUGUGGUCAGGUGAUGUAUGCAGAGAUAAAGAUGGAGAACGGGAAGUCUAAGGGCUGUGGGACGGUGCGCUUUGACUCCCCAGAAAGUGCUGAGCAGGCCUGCAGGAUGAUGAACGGAACCAAAAUUAAUGGUCGAGAGGUGGACGUGCGCCUCGACCGUAACGCCUGAACACACGUGCACACACCCCUCGCCACAUCCCACGGUCCACAUUCAUUCCCUUUGAGCUUUUGUUUUGUUUUAGAAACGUUUUUUUUUUUUUUUUUGCAUGAGUAUGCAUACACACACACACACACACACACACACACUACAAAUGAUCAUCAGACCUGACUCGUAGAUAUUGUUUAUACAAAUGUUUAUUUCUUUUGUAAACUUAUUUUUAAUUUGUGCAUCACCUGUUUAUCUGAACAAGAAAUAAAAUAAACUUUUUAAUUUUUAAGUUC